UUUCCACAGAUUUAUUGGCGCCCUCUUUGCAUAUCCAGGGAAUCCCAAAGCUUUUCCCAAAUCCCGGGAUUUUUCCCCCGAGCCUUUCCCGGGAUUUUUUUUUUUCCAUGGAAUUUUUUAUUUUUCCAGGAUUUUUCUGGGAUUUCCAUCCCGGGGGGGGGAGCUCUUGCAUAGCCAGGGGGAAAGAAAAAAAAUGGGAAAAAAAAGGGGAAAAAAAAGAGCAGGAAAAUGGGGAUAAAAGCAGGAAAUUUGGGAUAAAAGCAGGAAAAUCGGAAUAAAAGCAUCAGGACCUCCAAGGAGUUAAAAUUCCCUAAAAAUUCAGGAGAUUCCCUAAAAAAAAUCCCCCCCUGAGCCAAAGCGUUUCAGGAAUGGGAAUUUUGUUGGGAAUUUCAAUCCUGAUGGGAUUUUUUUCCUAUUUUUUUUUUUAUUGUUUUGACCCCAAAUUUUCUGGGAAAAAAAAAAUUGGGAAUUUUGUGGGGGGGAAAAAAUGGGAUGGGAGUGGAGGGAUUUGCAUAAAAGCUCCGGGUUUUUCCAGCAGGGCUCAUCCUGAUUUCUCAGGGGAGGCCAAAAAUUCCCAAAAUUUUGUGGGAUGAUCCCAAAAAAAUCCAAAAAAAAAAGGCGAUCCCGGAAUUCCCAGAGCCUGGAAUAAAGUGCAGAAUGUCCAUGGGGGGGAGGGGAAAAAAGGGGAUGGGAAUUCCCAAAUUUUUAAAUAUGGGGAGAAAAUGUGGGAAAAGGGGGGAGAGGUGGGGAAUGGGGGAGCCCAAAGUUUGGGGAUCGGGUGGGAAUUGGGGAUCCCAAAGUUCUGGAUCCAUGGAGAUCCCAAAGUUCUCGAUUCGUUGGGAAUUGGGGAUCCCAAAACUUCUCAUUCCAGGAGGAUCCCAAAGUUCAGGAUCCCAAAGUUCUGGAUCCAUGGAGAUCCCAAAGUUCCUGAUCCAUUGGGAAUUGGGGAUCCCAAAGUUCUCAUCCCACAGGGAAUUCCAGAUCCCAAAGUUCUGGAGCCGUUGGGAAUUGGGGAUCCCAAAGUUCUCGAUUCAUUGGGAAUUGGGGAUCCCAAAACUUCUCAGUCCAGGAGGAUCCCAAAGUUCUCAACCUGUUGGGAAUUGAGGAUCCCAAAGUUCUGGAUCCAUGGAGAUCCCAAAGUUCUGGAUCCGUUGGGAAUUGGGGAUCCCAAAGUUCUGGAUCCACAAGGAAUUGGGGAUCCCAAAGUUCUCAGUCCAUGGAGAUCCCAAAGUUCUCAAUCCGUUGGGAAUUGGGGGAUCCCAAAGUUCUCGAGCCAUUGGGAAUUCCAGAUCCCAAAGUUCUCAUUCCAGGAGGAUCCUAAAUUUCUCAACCUGCUGGGAAUUGGGGACCUCAAAGUUCUGGAUCCAUGGAGAUCCCAAAGUUCUGGAUCCGUUGGGAAUUGGGGAUCCCAAAGUUCUCAGUUCAUGGAGAUCCCAAAGUUCUCAAUCCGUUGGGAAUUGGGGGAUCCCAAAGUUCUCAUUCCAUUGGGAAUUCCUGAUCCCAAAGUCCUCGACCCAUGGAGAUCCCAAAGUUUUCAUUCCAGGAGGAUCCCAAAGUUCCUGAUCUGUUGGGAAUUGUGGAUCCCAAAGUUCUGGAUCCAUGGAGAUCCCAAAGUUCUUGAUCCACAGGGAAUUGGGGAUCCCAAAGUUCUCAGUCCAGGAAAACCCACCUGGAGCAGGAGAGCCCCAGAACCAACUCCAGGAUCGAGGCCCUGGAAGAUCUCCUGGGAUCCACCUGGAAAAUCCUUCCCUGGAACAGCCUUGGGAUCCACCAGGAGAAACCCUUUGCUGGAACAUCUUCCAGGAUCCACCUGGACCAAUCCUCCCCUGGAAGAACUUCCCGUGUCCAUCCAGACCAGUCCUUUGCUGGAACAUCUCCUGGGAUCCACCUGGUCAGAUCCUCCCCUGGAAGAACCUCCUGACAUCUCCCCACCCAACCCUCCCACACCACGUCCCCCACCCCAAUGACGGUCCAACAGCAUCAUGGUGGCCACAAUCAUGAUGAGCAGGAUCACAGUGACCACAAUCAUGGUGACCAGGAGCAAGGUGACCAUGAUCAUGGUGGCCUCCAUCCCAAUGACCAUGAUCAUGGUAACCAGGACCAAGGUGACCACCCAUCACGAUGACCGCCAUCUUGGUGGCCCCCAUCACGCUGACCAGGCUCACGAUGACCGGGAUCAUGGUGGCCACCACCACAAUGGCCAUGAUGAUGGUGACCACAAUCAAGAUGACCACCCAUCACGAUGACCGGGAUCAAAGUGACCAUGAUCACAGGGGCCACCACCAUGAUGACCAUGAUCAUGGUAACCAGGACCAAGGUGACCACCCAUCCCAAUGACCAGGAUCAAGGUGACCAGGACCAAGGUGACCACCCAUCACACUGACCACCCAUCACGAUGACCACCAUCUUGGUGGCCACCAUCACGCUGACCAGGAUCACGAUGACCGCCAUCUUGGUGACCUCCAUCCCAAUGACCAGGAUCAAGGUGACCAACUAUCACGAUGACCGCCAUCACGGUGGCCUCUAUCACAAUGACCAGGAUUAAGGUGACCACCCAUCAUGAUGACCAUGAUCAUGGUGACCAGGACCAAGGUGCCCACCCAUCACGAUGACCGCCAUCUUG
Molecule: messenger RNA, 2623 nt
Organism: Zonotrichia albicollis (white-throated sparrow)
Lineage: Eukaryota; Metazoa; Chordata; Aves; Passeriformes; Passerellidae
Source: RefSeq, a predicted model, not a curated record